Messenger RNA from Dermacentor andersoni, 2148 nucleotides. Its product is annotated as neprilysin-1-like. The record is from RefSeq and is a predicted model, not a curated record. Gene Ontology annotation, biological process: protein processing. NCBI's taxonomy places the organism in Eukaryota, Metazoa, Arthropoda, Arachnida, Ixodida, Ixodidae. Gene Ontology annotation, cellular component: plasma membrane. Gene Ontology annotation, molecular function: metalloendopeptidase activity.
AUGACGUCAGCUACGCCCUCCACGGAAGUGGACGUCGUCAACUACAGCUCCACCGCGAGGGACGCCAAGGAGUGGCGAAGGCUGGCGGUCCUCACCUCCCUCGCCAUCGUCGUCGUGGCUGCCUUCACCCUGAUCGCCUACGCCCUGCCCGCGCCCAGACUCGUGCGCCUUGUCACGAGGUGGUGCGACACGGACGAUUGCCGUCACCACGCGGCGUUGCUGAUGGGCGGCCUGAACCGUAGCAUCGACCCGUGCCACGACUUCGAGGCGUACGCGUGCUCCGCGUGGACGCCGGACGCCCGGUUUCCUGUCCUUUCCAACGCGCUCGACGACGUCGCCAUAGCCUGGCUGACAAGACUCGGGGAGCUGCUCGACAGAGGCGCGAAGGAAAUACCGGCGGCGAGGAAGCCUCGGGCUCUGUUCACAGCAUGCGUCGCCUCGGCCGCCGGUCAAACGAGUGCGGAAGACAGGCAACGGUUCCGGAAGUUCCUCCAGGAACUGAGGCUGUCCUGGCCGGAGACGCCGGCGAGCAACGUGACGGCGCGCAGCGUUUUGGUCGACCUCUCGCUGCACUGGGACGUGUCCCUGUGGUUCCACAUUCGGGUGACGCGGCACCCGUUCGCCACCGGCGCUCGCCGAAUUGUGUUCCUGCCCGGCAGGAAGAGUGACGUGCGCUUGUUCGUCGGCAACCAUGCGCGCGUUAUGGCGACCGGCAGUUACGGAAGGCACUGGAAAAUGGUCUACACGUUUCUGACGGGCCUCCAGCCGGGACCCGACGUCGGUGGGGCCAUAAAGAGAAGCGCCCAAGUUCAGGGACACGCUGUAGCAGUUCUCCGCGAGAUUGCAACGUUCCGGUCGCACUCCGCUACAUCUCUGUUACGCCUUUCGGACAAGCUGGGAGAGCUCGAGUUCGGCCCCUGGCUAGCAGCGCUACGCGAGCACCUACGGCCGUACGCGCCGCUGACGCCCAAUGACGACGUUCUCGUGACGGACGCCCACCUGCGCGCUGUCGCCGACUUCCUCGACUCCACGGGCAACGCGGACGCCCUGUCGCACAUCUCCUGGCAUUUCGCGCAGACCUACUACGUGCUCCUGUUCGACAGCACGCUCCUCUCGGACGACAUAAGGGACGACGCGCACGCGGACGCGUCGUCCCGCCUGGCGACGCUGUGCGCCAUGGAGGUCGACGCCGUCUACAGCCACCUGGUGGCCGCGCUCCACGUUCGGAUCCGGCUUUCCUCUAGCGCGCGCGCUGACUUCGUCCUUCGCACGGUGACGCGGAAGGCCGCCGCACUCGCGAGCGACACGUCCUGGUUGGACCCGGAUGCGAGACAGUUCCUAGCACUCAAGCUGGAGUCGGCGUCUGUGCGUCUCUGGUCCCCGGCACUAGCGGCUGGGACGACGGCCGACUCCUUCGAUGAGGCCGACGCGUUCGAAAAGCUUUACGCGUCCUGCCCGGAGAGUGAGGCGAGCGUCGUUAGCUUCUGGAUCAAAGCUCGCUACUGCCUGCGCGAACGACUGAUGGCGGUGGGUCGACGCCGAUACGACGCGGAGGCGCUGCUACCGAACUUGACGCCCCGCCUCGCCGACUACACGCCGCAGCUGAACGUCGUCGACGUCUCCAUCGCGGCGCUGGCGGCUCCUCUCUACUACAGCCGAGGGACCCUGGGCAUGCUCUACGGCGGCCUCGGCUUUCUGUACUCGCUCGCGCUGACGAGUGCGCUGGACGAGGCCUACCAGUACGUGCACCCCAACGGAAGCGUGAGCGAAUCGGGGUCUUGGAUUUCACGGAACGCCACGGAGGCGCUCGAGCUGAAGCAGCAGUGUGUGGAGAGCCCGGGUCACGCGACGAAGUGGGUCCGAGGCACCGACAUUGCGGCCGUAGAGCUGGCAUACGCGGUCUUUCUCGAGCAGUUGCUGAAGAGCUACCAGUCGAACUUGACUGCUGAGCUCGACGACGAGAAAGUCUUUUUCAUGACUCUUUGCCGCACGACUUGCUCUAAGAAAGGCGACAAGGUGACACCAUGGCCCAUGGUAAACUGUAACGAACUCGUGGCCAACUUUCAAGGAUUCUCGGACGUGUUUAAUUGCCGCAAGCCUUCGCCAAUGAUUAUGGAAAAUAAGUGCAGGUUCUUUGGAUCGGCGUAG